Molecule: messenger RNA, 672 nt
Organism: Dendrobium catenatum
Lineage: Eukaryota; Viridiplantae; Streptophyta; Magnoliopsida; Asparagales; Orchidaceae
Exons: 1
Coding region: 1-672 (223 amino acids)
Source: RefSeq, a predicted model, not a curated record
AUGGUGUCUAAGCUUGGUCUGUCUAUCUUUCCCCACCCCAACCCCUAUAAGGUAGCUUGGGUCAACACCACUGCCUUGGAGGUGAAGGAACGAAGCCACGUGCCCAUCUCCUUUGCCACUUAUAAGGAGAAUGUCUGGUGCGAUGUGUUGGUUAUGAAUGUUGGACAAAUCCUGCUAGGUCGCCCCUGGCUUUUUGAUAACGAUGUCCACAUCUCUGGUCGUUCAAACAUCUGCGUGUUUGAACAUGAUGGUAAAAAGAUCAAACUUUUUCCAUCCCAACCUCGGGUUUCGGAUGAUCCUGAAGCCAACCCUGUCAAAGCCAAGAAGGGACUGAACCUGAUAGCCGCCAUAGCCCAGAGCGUGCCUUUACACACCUUAGUCGUUCGUGAGACUCCCACUGAGUUUGACGAAUCAGUCCCUCAUGAGAGUCAGCUCAUACCUAGUGGAUUUGUUGAGAUCCAUCCUGAUGGUCUUCCCGAUCCUUUAUCCCUGAUUAGAGGCAUUUCAUAUGUUCUAAAUCUAGCCCAUGGAGCCUCCCUAUCGGAUCGUAUUCCAUGUGGUCUCAACUUCCUCGAUUCAGUGAAUUUUACUCUUGGUCUAAGUCCUUCUGAAAUUGCAUAUGGGUUCAAACCUAGACAGUCGUUAGAUCUGAUACCCAUGAGUUCUAGGUAA